Messenger RNA from Enterobius vermicularis (human pinworm), 1596 nucleotides. NCBI's taxonomy places the organism in Eukaryota, Metazoa, Nematoda, Chromadorea, Rhabditida, Oxyuridae. The record is from the annotation of a GenBank genome assembly.
AUGGGUGAUGUUAGAUUUAUAGAGUUGGAUUAUUCAAGGAAGUGUCCUCAGUCUUUUAUUCAAGGGGAACUGGAUGUUAAACAAACCAGAGUAGUAAAUGAACGUAACGGAAGAUGGCGUUACUGUUUAUUCGACGUCAAUGUUAAAGGCAACACUGUUACAUCAUAUGAGAGUUCAAGAAAGUACUGUUCGAGUACUUUUCAUGGCCGAUUCUUGUCAACCAGUUCGGUUAGGGAAUUCAUCUUCUUGCAGGGAGUACUUUACAACAAAUCAGAAGAUGGAAGACCUAAUGUUGUCAUAGCACCGGUCGAGAAAAAUUUUUUGAGGUAUUUAGCAGAUGCUAAAGUGAAGAGAAUGUCAGCAGAGUAUGGACGCUUCAAAUUUCGGGUUAAUAUAGAAGAGAAAUGGUACUUUCACGAUAGAUUUUGCAGAACUUGGCAAGAUGCCACAUUGGCCACUUUCUAUGAUGUUGAACAUCUUCAUAGAGUAGCAAGCAUGCAACAGGUGACUAGAAACUAUAUUGGUGUCACUUUUAAUUCGACUCAAAAUCGUUAUGUAUUUGACGACGGACGACCAUACUUUUCCGGUGGACCAGAUAAUGUUAAACACUUCUGUCAUCUUAUACGAAGAACUUAUACUGCCAUUACUGAAUGCAAAGAUUUUCACUAUUCUGUCUGUGAAUACAAAAGCCAACUUUUAUUUACUGAUGAAGUGAGCAUUCAGCGGUUUGCUUGCAAGAAAUAUUUUGAUACAGAAGAGGCGUUUGAAAAACAGAUUAAUCAGCCAAAGAAUUUCGAAGACUCUCAACGUUACUGUGAAACAGUGGAUAGUACACUAGCAUCGUUUUCGUCAGAACAGCAGUACAAAAUGCUAAAGGAAAGAUAUGCAAAAGCGAAGUAUUGGAUUGGUUUGAAACAGGUAAAUGAAGAGUGGGAGUGGUUGGAUGCAACAACUGUUGAUUACAAAGUUUGGUAUUUGUAUAAUGUAACAAAAAGAAAAUUUGGUAUUGAAAAAUGCAUGUCGGUCGAUGAAGCUGGUGACUGGAGGCGCAAAAACUGCGAAGAAAAACUUAAUUUUCUUUGCAAAUUUGAACCGAAACUGUGGUGCAGACCAGGCUUUACUGAAUUCAACUCCUUUUGUUAUAAAUUCUUUAAUGCAAGUGUUCCGUGGAGUACUGCUCGUGUAACCUGCAGAGGUUAUGGUUCAAGUUUAGUAUGGAUUACGUCUGGCAGAGAACAGAAAUUUCUCAACGAAUUUACUGAAUCAAAACCGUUCUGGCUUCUCCCUUUGUUUUAUUCCGGCAAAUGGAGAUGGCCCUUCUCCAAAGUACCAAAGUUCACAAACUGGAAACGGAAUGAACCAGAUCAGUGUUGUCCAAAGGAAGAGAUAUUAGCUGCAAGAAGUGAAUCAGGAAAAUGGAGUGACACUUCACCACUUUUCAAAGGAACUACUGUGUGCAAAUAUGAAAAAGGUCAACUUUACGUUGGCAGCGAGGAGGAAACAUAUGCAGCUAUUGUAAAAAAAUUAGAAACAAAAUUAGGAUUAGAAGAAGAAUUACCCGAUGAAGAAGUUCCAACGGAUACUCCAGUAAAUUAA